UGCAUGUAAAAUUCGCCGCUGAGUUUGAGGACUGGAUUGAGCACAUUGUGCUGUGGGACAACAGGAAUCAAGCAUCUGGGGUCGCUCUCACAUAUACUGUAUUAAACUGAUGCGCACUAAUGCGCACACUGGCACAUCUGACGCGCGCCUUCGGUUACGCUUCUAUCACGGUGAGACGCGUUUAAAUCGAGGAUUAUUAUUUUAGACAGACUCCGAUCGUGAGUAUAACGGACAUCAGCUGCGUUUGACAGUUUGUAAUUUCCCCCGUUUGUUUGUUGUGUGAAAUCAUUGCUCCUCGGACACCCCUUACGCAUUAGAAAGCUUCCGAUAUCGCACAAGUUUGUAACUGGAACUGGUUUUCGGACACGUCGUUUUGGAGAUUUGUAUCAUUCGGACGGUGGUCCUCUUGUAUGGAUGUAGUGACUCGGACUGAGUCGGACCGAUCCGGGGGUUCCAGACGCGCUUCCCCGAGAUUCCCCAGCAGCAUCACCGUCCAGCCGAGCGCAUCCAGCAGCAGUCGACAUGAUCCUUCUGGGAAUACUUCUAAAUCUGUUCGUCAUUAAGGGGGCUGUUCCCUCUGUGGUGCCAGUGUUCCCCGGGACUGUGGACUGCAUAGAGGCUGUAAAUGAAUGUAUGGUGGACCCCGAGUGUAAGCGGCAGUUCCGGCACCUGGAGUACUGCGUGGACGAGGAGGCGGUGGCUCCCCUCAGUCUGGAGGGGCGGCAGGUCUGCGUCGAUGCCCAGAACAACCUCAUGCACUAUCAGAACCUGCAAGAAUGCAAGUGUCAGCGAGGCUCUCGCUUGGAGCAACAGUGCCUGAGCGUUUACUGGACUGUCCGUUUUCCACAGGGUUAUGAUGACAUUGAGACGUCCCCAUAUGAAGACAUUGAACUGGAACUUGUGAGAAAUAGCGAAACAUCAAAACUAGCCUCAAUAGUUUCAGUGUCCUCCCUUCCUCUGACGGACCAGAACCAGUGUCUGAAAGCAGCUCAGGACUGUGGGUUGUACGAGAAGUGUGGUUCCCUGCGCUCUGAGUACGCCUUAGCUUGCACCAAGAUCAUACCUGGCACGAACCACUGUAACCGGCACAAAUGUCACCGGGCCCUGCGGAGGUUCCUGGAGCGAGUUCCAGAGGAGUACAGCUUCGGUGUCUUAUUUUGUCCCUGUUCGGAUACUCUGUGCGGGGAGAGAAGGAGAAAAACCAUUGUGCCCUCCUGUUCCUAUGAGGAGCGAGACGGACAGCCCAACUGCCUCAAUCUGGAGAGUUACUGCCUCAAAGACAACCUGUGCAGGUCAAGAUUGGCUGAUUUCCAGCAGAACUGUCAGCCGUCUUCUUACUCUUCCUCCGGCUGUCUCCGGGAAAGUGGAGCCGUGUGCCUCAAGGCCUACGCCGGGCUCAUCGGAACCAUCAUGACACCAAACUACGUGAGUAACAGCAGUACAGAGGUGUCACAGUGGUGUAAUUGCGAAGGCAGCGGGAAUCAGUGGCAAGACUGCCUGCGAAUCCUGCACAUGUUCAACAGCAACAACUGCCUGCGUAAUGCCAUCGAUAACAUGGGAAGCUCCACCCCUCGCCCAGUAGAAGCCACGCCCCUUCCUCCUCCUCGCCCCUCCCCUCAGGUCCAGCGGGAUGAGCUGAACGUCAACACCCUGCCUGAACCCAACGCAGUGACUGAAAGUGAAGAAGAUGUGGAGGAAGAAGAAGAGGAGGAGGAGGAGGAAGAAGACCAAACCGAAGGAGGAGGAGGGUUCAACAUCAUCCCUCCGUUCUCAGAUAAGGCGACAGUCACUAACCUGGGCUCUGAGGCUGGAAGAGUCCACAGCUCGGCCUCCACCCUCUCCAUCCCUCACUUCCUACUCGCGGUCCUGCUGCUGAUUGCUCUCCGCUGGGGGUAGAAACCCUCACUCACAAACACACACCUACACACACUCUUACACAAAACACGCAAACACACUUCCUCCUAAAGUACUCGCUCACAUCCAGACUCUACCAUCGAGGGACGACAAGAACGACAGAUCGAAGUGCGAAACGAGCGGACAACUGUUCUAUCCCUCUUUCCUUCUUUCAUUCAUUCAUUUUCUCCUUCUCGGGAAGAGGGUCUGCUAUAGAUAUAGAUGCUUAUUCAUUAGGGAAUCGCUUCCUGAACGGGAUUCCCUGCCUGAAUCAUUUGAAUCACACAGAAGACUCACGACUCCUCGGACUGACAGUAGCCGAUGGUGAACGAAUGAUCUUGCCAUGUAUCUAUCUAUUGUAUAAUGUCAAUGUGCUUCAGAAAAGCGAGUUAAACCAGGAAAGCGUUGGCUUUCCUUGGGUUUGGAAAACCCGCCGUGUUUAUUGUCGCUGAUCAUGUCGUUGUAUGAGAUGAGACAAAAUUUAUGUGUUUGUAAGUAUGUGAUUCGCUUGACACGAGAGCAAAAAACAUGUUGAGCACGAUUUUCGAAUCUACCCAUUUCUCACGCCUCCAUGUCUCUGGAAUCAGGCCGCACACCUAAUCACACACACACGCCUCUGCCCCGCUGCGGAGCCCAUCGCGCAGAUGCAAGCCGUUUCCAUUUAUUGCUCUAUCUGCGAUGUGCUUUCAUUUUUUGACUCAGCACAGAUUGUGCACUCUAACCAGGGGCAUAAAUAAAAAACACGUCCGCGAACAGAAAAAAACAUGAGUAAUAAAGGCGAAAAUAAAGAAAUAAACACACUAAAUAAAUAAAUAUACCCCCGCACAGCAGGUGUCGGAGUCCGGUCUGGGUUUAGAACCCGAGGGGAAGAAACAGGAAGUCAUUUUCCACCCGCCUGUCGCCUGGUACCUCUCCCUGUGCCUGUUGUUUUACUUUCACAGAGAUAAUGGCUUACAACACAAACUGUUUAUCUUGUUGUGUGUUCACGGGGACGAAUGACUCGUGAUGGGAACGAAAUAGAAAAAAGAGAUCAAGGGAGGGAACAGACGGAGACAGGGAGAGACUCAAACCCUCCAGCGAAGAGAAAAAACAUACAGUCUAGAAUCACAUGCCUUUUCUGUUUCUUAUAAAUCUUUUGCUGACACCGAUGCUUUUUUCUCAAUCUCGUUUCGUUUCCUCGCUCCCGUGCAUGUCCAUCCGUGGAAGUGAGAGAGAGAGAACAUGGGUGCACUUGUAGUGGAUUGGAUCAAGAACUUACUUCUCGACCGUUGAAGGAGUAUGUUCAGUAGGUCUGUAGCAUGAAUACAAGAUUUGGGGAGAAUUGCAGAAUUCUAUUCCCCUUGGACUGCAAGUGGAAGCCCAUUGUAAGUCUGUUCAAAAAUAUGACACAUCAUCACAAUAUUAUCUACAUAAUCAAAAUAGCCUUUAAUCGCGAUUAAUCACUUGACAGCACUAAUAAUGUAAUUUCUGUAACUUUUCAGUUGCUAAGAAUUUUGUCUGGAAACAAUUCAAAACAACUCUCUCUCUCUUUAAACUUUUAAAGGUUACUGUGAUAUGAUAUUUGGUAACACUUUCCUUAAUGCCUUUAUGUAUAAUGCAUUAUAAAGCCAGUUUUAAUGCAUUCAUUAUGUAUUGUACAAUCUCUUGAAUAAUUGUAUCCAUAGUUAAUACAUUAUAACACUUUUUAAUUGGUUAUAAUGAUUACCCUUUAUAUACACAUUAUAACUUUUAAUAACAUUUUAUAAUGCAUUACACAUAAAGGUGUUAAGUAAAGUGUUAACCAAUUCUUUGACGAAUAGAUACAGAAUAGAACAGAAACAGGAUUUUUUUUUUUUUUUUUUUACUGACAAACAAGUUCAAAAGACUAAUUAAAAACUUAUUUAAAAAUCAUCAAAUAAUCAUUGAAACAAGAUAAAUCAACACAGCAUAAGACUUAUGCAUGCAAAAAACACAAAUGUAUUUUGUCUUACUGCAUUAGUAGAAUUUUUAGUUUUAAGAAUAAUACUCACAGUAAAAAUACAUCGCAUUUAAUAUCUAAUGAAGUGCUAAUGUAAGUAAAUGAAUCUUGUUGUAGGGAUAUUCAAAUAUUUUUCUGAUAAGUAAAAAACUGAUUCAGUCUCCAUCUACUUCCUUCCAGAUGGGUUUUUAGAGCAUGAGUGCCACUGAACACAUUUCCUUCCCUCCUCCUCCUCCUCCUCCUCCUCUUCUCUGGAAGAAAUUAAAGCUUAGCUAAAGUGCCCAUAUCUCAUCUGGCAUUCUCAAGAAGCACCUUUGAUUACACCGACAUGACUUAACAAUCAGAUUCAGAACUGAUCUAUUAUGCGGAGGAACACUGAGGGGUGCGCUCUGAUUGAACAGACGUCGUGCUCCUCAACGUUUUCUUCUCCGUGGCAAGGUCAGUGAGCCACGCAACGCGCCCGCUCAAUCAGUAGGGUUAAUUAAGAGAAGAAACGAGAGCGCCUUUGGAUUGAUGCGCCUGUCGAAAUAGCGGGCAGCCUUUAUGAUGGCUGUUGUUAUUUUUUAAUUGUUAUCGGGGGCCAGUGUCGUCCGCCCAGCCAUAACAGAGGGAGGCAGAGAAUGAGUGACAUUGGAGGAGGAGAGUAAAAGCAUGGGUGUCAGUGAUUCUCAUUACAAUAUAAAAAAAAAAAUAAACAAAUAAACCAUGCGUUAAAUAAAUGCACAUUGCAGAAAAGUUUUGGGAGGCAUAGACAGAAGAGAAGUAUUAGCUCUGUUCUGAGACCUAGCGAGCUUCUUCUUAGUGUUUGAAGGCUACUGAAAUGCAAUAAGAUACAACACCUUGUUUUGGUCAAAUUUUAAAGUAGGCCUACACUUUCACACAAUGUUGAUUAUAAAUAUUUUUACUCUUAAAAACUGAUAAAAACAGUUCAAUCUAAUUAAGGAAUGACUAUCUUACCUAAUUAUUCUGUAUAUGCUGCAAAAAUGAUUUCUUAAUGAGUUUUUAAUUAGUCUUUUUUAACUUGCUUAUCCAUAAAAAUAUUUAAAAAUCCUUCCGGGAAAACUACAUAAGACAUUAAAACUUGCAUUUAUUUUUUAUGAGUAUUAAAGAGUUUUAAAUCAUUUAUGUUUUAAAAAAUAAAUAAAUCUGCUAGUGCAUCAUACACUUGUAUUAUCGGAAAUCAUAUACUAAUAUCUUAUGCAGUGUUGUCUCUCAAGUGAUGUUAUCUGGUUCAAGGAUGUUUGGAAAUUGUAACUGGAGCACAAGACAAAAAAUAAAUCAAACGAAUUACUGUGCAUACACUGUAAAACAUCGUAGAGAAUGUUUAAUUAUUCUACAUAUUUUCUGCUGAUUUUCAAGUAAUCUUGUUUCAAGGAUUCUAUGAGUCUAACUUUUCCCCCACAAUUAUUAUUUUUUGACUUGCGUUUUAGUGAAAUAUUUGUCAAACCCUUAAAAUAUUUACCUGAGCAACAUCACAUAAGAUAUAAAAACUUGAAUGUAAUAUUAGAGUAUUUUGUCUGUUCAUUAACUCUCCCAGUGCAGCAAGACAUAAUACACUCCAGUUCUCAAAAAAACAAAAAACUAACUAAAACUAACAAACAAUGCUGUGUUGCUUCUCAAGUAAUUUAAUCUUGUUUCAAGGAUUUUUAUAUAUUUUAACUGUAAAACAAAACUGUAUUUAAUGUGUAUUGGCAUAUCAUCCUGUUAGCUUAGCAGCACGCUAAUAUCAAACUCAAAAUAGUAAGUCAAGUUUUCAUGCUUGUAGCACAACUUCUCUAAUAAAUCUGGUUAACCAGCAUAAUCUUGUCUGGGUAAGCUAGCUGAUCCACCAGGGAACACCCGUGUCGUGAACCAGCGUUCAAAACAUGCCCAGUUCUGGGACAGAGCUAGAGAGACGGAUCCCACACUAAAUUAACCAUAACAGUUCUGUUGUUUGCUUGCGUGUGCCGCAUUACAACCACGACUUGGCCCAUACACAGAUUUGCUUCAUAUGAGUCUUACAUUUCCUCCGCAUCCAUCUGCGCCUGUGUAAACAAGAGAAACCUGCCACAGCGAAGGCUCUGCGCCGAGCGCUAGAUUGCAGGGAGCAAGGACAGGAAAAGAGAUAAACACACAAUAAGGGAUAAAGGGAUGGAGAAAGUGGAGGAGAGAGAGCGAGAGUAUGGGUUAGAGAAAAAAGCACCCCGGCGAGAGAGCUGCGAGCGUGAUUGAGAGAGAAAGAGAGGAGCGGGAAGAUUGCAGUAGAGAGAGAGAGAGGAGUUUACCCUGUAGGCUCAUAGCUUUAUUAUUAUAGUAUGCGGACACUGAUUUAUUUGGCGGCUGCAGGCACCCGUACUGAAACUCAUUUCAGUUGUACUGAUCUUGAUUCGCUCUCUCUGUCUCUCUCUCUUUCUCUCUCUCUCCUCUGGCUGUGCAUUGUGAGCCCACUGGACUGUCCCACUGUUUGUCACCCCACAAUGCAUCAUCAAUUGCAUGAAAAUAAUCACCACUGCUAAUGAUGUUCUAAUGAAGAUACCCAAAAUAGUCUGUAUUUAAUCUUCUUUUAUGGAGUGCACUUACGUUUUUUUUUCCACAGCACUGUAUUUUCACUUUUAAUGAUGGCUUGACAGAUUUAUUUUGUCUUGUUUUGUAGUUCAUUUUAAUGAAACUCUCAACAAUGAGCACUCUAGUCUUCUUAAACAUUGCAGGCCCACGUGAAAUCAGUGACUGGUUGCACAGGGAUUGCGUAAAUUGCUUUCAAACAGGUCGCCCGGAGACUAACAAAAAAAGCAAUGAUUUGAAUGGGCAAUCUUCAAAUUUGCUUACGUAUUGUUUUCUCUGUAUAUUCAGGUGAAACAGGAAUGUAUUUCAACAUUGAAACAUCAUUAAACUAAAUUGAAGGUGAGUAUCUAUCCAACUGCAAAUUUAAAGGUGCAGUCACACUUUAGGCUUUAAUUGUGCUAAUGAAGUAUAUGAUUUGCUAAAUCAGUUAUUCUCUUUUGAAAAUGUGCGUUCUGGGCCAGAAUGUCGGUCUUUGUUUUGGUUUGUUAAACCCGACCACUGCCAGUUUACCCAAAUGUAUUUCGGCACUCCGGGUUGCCAGUUGGUGUAAAACACAGCGUCAUCGUCAAGUGCGCUCGUUCCUGUUUGUGUAGUCAAUCUGGCAACCUGCAUGUGCGUCAAGUGUGAGAACGAGGGGUCAGUGGAAAAAAACCCUCUCCAAUAUUUUGAAUUUGGACUGCAAUACCUAGUUCAAACACUCGGUGUCAAUCCUACAUACAGUACCUUUAAACUACUAUUUUAUCACGAUGCAGCUGUAUUCUUUGUAUUGAGAUAUGAGGUCAAUAAUGUUACAUUUACAUUUAUCUGUAUUGAUUUACAAAGCAAAAAAGGAUUUUCUAACCAAGUAUUUUUUUGUCUUGUACUUUGGUAAAUAUCUAAACAUUCUUAGAUGAAGAUUAUACAAAAUUAUAUAAGAUAUAAAGAGCAGUUUUCUGAAUAAAUGAUCAAAAUUAAAACACUUCACUUUGAAUUAAGUUCUUUUUCACCCUAUUGAUUUUUUAAGUAUAAACUCACUUCAUUUUGAUAAAUAUCUCAGAAAACAAGAUUUUAUACCUUAAUUAACUUUGCUUCUCAAGUAAAUGUAUCUUAAUUUAAGAAUGUUUAGAUAUUUGUACUGUAAAACCAGUUAAAAAUACUCAUAAAAAUCAUUCUUUGUGGUGUAGCAGACGGUUUUAACCAGAGCGUCUCACAAAUGAGGACUACAAAACAAGUAAACCAUACAUUUUUGGUGAAAAAUCUUUUCACUUCACAAAUUUGCAGGUCAGAGUUGACCAAAUAUGAGUUUUGUAAUGGCAGAAUCAACUAAUCAACAAAGAAUAAAUGUUGAAUAGAAGCGAUUGGUGUAGCUUGACAACAACCUCACACAUUUUACCAUGCUUUUACCUCCAAUCCAGAGCAGAAACGUGCGCUGAUUCUGUCCGGCCUGAUUAUUUUCCUGAAUGAUGAUUGUGUCAGUCAUAACCCAGAAUCAUGCAGCCAGCCAAUCAGAGCUCCCUCAUUACUGCACAUGCUCAGUCAUGCUUAACGCUUCAUGUGAAACUUCAUGAACAUUAAGGAACUGAAGUGGGAAGACACUUAAAUAGCACACAAGAUUAAGUUUGAAAUAGUCAUUAUACUUGAAAUACUUGCCAUUCGGUGACUGGUUGAGUGGAGUUGUGGCGUGUGCUGUGGUUCGAGCAUGUCUCUCUGUGCCAUGUUGGACUUGCCUUUAACAAACCCCCUCCACACAAAGACACCUGAACCCUUCCUCGACCACUGCCCUCUGGGUCACUUUUCAGACCUGUUUAACUGUGCUGGUUCUUUCCUCUGCUCAUCUUCUGUUAAUGUGCCCUGUUUCCUAUCAGGUGUAAAAAUUAGAAUUCACUGUUUCUGUGACCCAUGAUAAUGUACCAUCUCAAAUAAAAGAAAGAAAACAAAUCAAC
Molecule: messenger RNA, 8313 nt
Organism: Carassius gibelio (silver crucian carp)
Lineage: Eukaryota; Metazoa; Chordata; Actinopteri; Cypriniformes; Cyprinidae
Product: GDNF family receptor alpha-4-like
Exons: 8
Coding region: 523-1896 (457 amino acids)
Biological process (GO): nervous system development
Cellular component (GO): external side of plasma membrane; signaling receptor complex
Molecular function (GO): signaling receptor activity
Source: RefSeq, a predicted model, not a curated record